Messenger RNA from Suillus subaureus, 261 nucleotides. RefSeq lists its product as uncharacterized. The annotation marks the transcript as partial. Lineage: Eukaryota; Fungi; Basidiomycota; Agaricomycetes; Boletales; Suillaceae. The transcript has 2 exons. The record is from RefSeq and is a predicted model, not a curated record.
CGGUCUGUGCGGUGGUGUGAUGACUUGAUAUGUCCAUCGCCUAUAUUCCCGAACCAGAGAAGGAAGGGUUGGUUCAAUCGCAGAGGAGACCAGCUCUGGCGAAACGAUGGUUACUACCGGACACCAGCACCAGAAGACGCGUACCCUCCUGAUCUUGAGGGCUACCCAGAGCCUGGAUGUGGGUGGCAGAAUGAGGAAGGAACUCGCAUUGACAUCAGUCAUCGUCUGAUACCCAAACCUCCCCUGCGCUCUGUAUUGAAG